Messenger RNA from Drosophila grimshawi, 2831 nucleotides. It is a transcript of the gene Nep3, whose product is annotated as neprilysin-3. Gene Ontology annotation, cellular component: plasma membrane. The record is from RefSeq and is a predicted model, not a curated record. Gene Ontology annotation, biological process: protein processing. Gene Ontology annotation, molecular function: metalloendopeptidase activity. NCBI's taxonomy places the organism in Eukaryota, Metazoa, Arthropoda, Insecta, Diptera, Drosophilidae. The coding region runs from base 372 to 2747 and encodes 791 amino acids. The transcript has 9 exons.
AGUGUAUUUUCAACGGUCAUGGGAUGAGCAUCGAUGUAUCCUAUAUACGCGUUAUCUCUGGCGCCCCCACACUCACUCACUCUCUUUCUCACACUCUUUCUCUCUCUUUCGCUCUUUGCUUGUGUGUGUUUCUCCCUUUCUUUCUUUGUCCCUCUCGCUCUCUACCUCUCUCGCUCAUAGACCAAGAUCUAGAACGCGCGCCAAUAUUUGUCCAGCAAAUUAAGCAACAAUACAAACAAACACAAACAAAACCAAAAUAAGAAAGAGAAAGAAAAAGAAAAAAAAAACUACAAACUCGGGAAAUUUACGUUAUGUGCCAAGUUCAUUUUUAUUGUUAAGUAGUUGUUUUAUUUGCCGCCUCAUUGCUGAAAAUGUGGCUCACCGAUUGUAGCACGAUGACACGCUAUAAACAGACCGAGUUCACGGAAGAUGAUUCAAGUUCAAUUGGUGGCAUACAGCUGAAUGAGGCGACGGGACACACCGGCAUGCAGAUACGUUAUCACACGGCCCGGGCUACAUGGAACUGGCGAUCACGGAAUAAAACUGAAAAAUGGCUGCUUAUAACGACGUUUGUGAUGACGAUUAUGAUUUUGGCACUGCUCACGAUGAUAAUCUCAAAUGGCUCUGACAAGACCAAUCAUGUGGUACACGUCCAACAUAAGAAGGACUGUGUGGGGGAGAAUGAGAUGCCCUGCCUCAACGAGCAUUGUAUAUUUGCCUCCAGCGAGAUUCUCAAGUCUAUAGAUGCCAGCAUCGAUCCCUGUGAUGAUUUCUAUGGUUAUGCAUGCAAUCAAUGGAUCAAGAACAAUCCGAUACCGGAGGGUAAAUCGACGUGGGGCACAUUUGGCAAGCUGGAGCAGAUGAAUCAGCUAAUAAUACGCAAUGUGCUGGAGAAGCCAGCAAAAACCUUUAAAUCGGAUGCGGAACGCAAGGCCAAAGUAUACUAUGAGUCCUGCCUGGAUGUUGAUGAGCAUAUGGAGAAAUUGGGGGCCAAGCCAAUGAACGAUUUACUUUACCAAAUUGGUGGCUGGAAUGUGACGCAGAGCGGCUACAAUGUGACCAAAUGGCAAUUGGGCACUACGCUCAAAACAUUGCACAACAAAUACAAUUUUAACUGUUUGUUUGGCUGGGCCAUCGGCGAGGAUGAUAAGAACUCUACACGGCAUGUCAUCCAAAUAGAUCAGGGCGGAUUGACGCUGCCCACCGCCGACUACUACAACAACAAGACGGACAUUCAUCGCAAGGUGCUCAGCGAGUAUAUUGAAUAUAUGACCAAAAUAUGCGUGCUCCUCGGCGCCAAUGAGACUGAGGCACGCAUCCAAAUGGAGGGCGUGAUCAAUUUUGAGAAGAAACUGGCCAAUAUCACAAUACCGAUGGAGGAUCGACGCAACGAGGAGGCCAUGUAUCAUCCGAUGGAACUCAGGGAUCUUACCCGAUUGGCACCGUUCCUCAAUUGGACGGAUCAUUUCGACAAUGCCAUGCAAAUGGUCAAUAGGCGUGUCACAAACGAGGAGGUUGUCGUCGUCUAUGCCCCCGACUUUCUCAAGAAUCUGUCCAACAUCAUUAUGAGCAUGCAGCAAACGGAGGCGGGCAAAAUAACGCUGAACAACUAUCUGAUUUGGCAGGCGGUCCGGACGCUGACCAGCUGCUUGUCCAAGCCCUUCCGGGAUGCGUAUAAGGGCGUGCGUAAGGCGCUGAUGGGCUCCGAUGGCGGCGAGGAGGUGUGGCGCUAUUGUGUCUCCGACACGAACAAUGUGAUUGGAUUUGCUGUGGGCGCCAUAUUUGUACGCCAGGCAUUCCAUGGCGUUUCCAAGCCAGCGGCGGAACAAAUGAUCGGCGAGAUACGCGAAGCCUUCAAACUGAAUUUACAGAAUCUCAGCUGGGUGGACAAGCAGACGCGUGAGCGGGCCAUUGAGAAGGCCAACGAGAUUUCGGAUAUGAUUGGUUUCCCCGACUAUAUACUGAAUGCCGAGGAGCUGGACAAGAAAUAUGCCGAGUUGAACAUUACAGCGAAUGCGUAUUUCGAGAAUAACAUCCAGGUGGCAAUUUACAAUCUGAAGAGUAAUCUGAAGCGGCUCGAUCAACCGGUGAAUAAGACCAAUUGGGGCAUGACACCGCAAACAGUGAAUGCCUAUUAUACGCCAACGAAAAAUCAAAUCGUAUUUCCCGCCGGCAUACUGCAGACUCCGUUCUUUGACAUCAACAAUCCGAAAAGUUUGAAUUUUGGCGCCAUGGGCGUUGUCAUGGGCCACGAGCUGACCCAUGCCUUCGAUGAUCAGGGACGGGAAUAUGAUAAGUUUGGCAACAUCAAUCGGUGGUGGGAUGCGAAGAGCAUCGAGCGAUUCAAUGAGAAGUCCGAGUGCAUAUCUCGCCAAUAUGGCAACUACAAACUAAACGGACGCAAUCUGAAUGGCAAACAAACUUUGGGUGAGAAUAUUGCUGAUAAUGGUGGAUUAAAGGCGGCUUAUCAUGCCUAUCUGCGCACCAAGCCCGAGAAGGAUGCUGAUACCCUCAAAUUGCCCGGCCUCAAUUUGACACAUCAGCAGCUCUUCUUCGUUUCCUUUGCACAGGUUUGGUGUUCAAGCACCACGGAUGAAACCAAUCUGCUACAGAUGGAAAAGGAUCCGCAUUCGCCAUCGCAGUUCCGUGUCAUUGGCACCCUGUCCAAUAUGAAGGAGUUUGCGGAGGUUUUCCAUUGCCAGGCCGGCAAACGCAUGAAUUCGACCAAGAAAUGUGAAGUUUGGUAAAGACACAAUACGUAAAACAGAUCUCACUACGUCAUCGAAAUACCAACAAAUAAACAAAAACCAAACCAACUAAUUACCAAGAAA